Messenger RNA from Echinostoma caproni, 1092 nucleotides. The record is from the annotation of a GenBank genome assembly. Lineage: Eukaryota; Metazoa; Platyhelminthes; Trematoda; Plagiorchiida; Echinostomatidae.
AUGCAAAACGGUGAACUUGUCCCCAGCGUUUGUUUGCUUGCUGGCGCGAAUCUUGCUCAAUCAGGCCCACCGUUCUCGUUCGAGCUGAACAUGCCUAUCCCCAUCUUUCUAUCACUCUUAUGUCCAAAGGGUGUGGUGAAUCGUCUAGGUCGUGCUUACAGUUUGGUCCGUGCACAUCGUUCAUUCGCCCAUACGGUCCGAGCCGGAUUUGAGUGGCUCUCAUACCAUCUGCCCAAUGUGGACCGAAUGGUUUUCUACUUCUGUCAAGAUUGUGAAUCGCUCGUUAACUCAACCAAUUCCGGACCAGUGGAACGCACGUGUUACUUAGAACUGGCUGUUAUGAAGAACGGAUUUGAACCGGCAGUUCUUCAACAAGCACCUUCAGAAGUUCACAGAACAGACAGCACCUUUAUGAAUUAUUUGUUCACUGUGGCUGACACUUCCGAACCAUAUGAGAUCAAUCUGUUCGGAACACGACAUGUGGUCUUACCUAUACGUGAUUCAGAUAAUGUGGCAUUCGGAUUGAUCGAUAUUUACGGGAGACCAAUGAAUGAACAUCAUGCGUGUCAAAGCUCGGAACAGGAACCGGAACGAUUGAACACAUUGCUUGGAAUUCUCAGCGUAACGUCUCGAGAGCUGAUGCACAAAACUGGAACCGAAAUAGUCAAUCUUCCCCUUGGCUUGGAUGAGUCAGAAACGGGUGAAACUGAACUGGAACUGAAACCAGACGACAAAACGGAUGCCGUGGAUCCGUUCAAAACCGAGGCCGCAUUUGAACGACUUGUACUGGCUGAAUUUCACAAAGCUUGUUGCUCACUGACUGAUGAGGUAUUUGCUGAGUUGUCAACCUAUACUGAACCCCCUUCGGUGAUUGUCGAAAUUGUGGACGCAUUCUUCUCCCUGGUGGACCCUGAGAACCAAGCAAUCGAACGCUGUCACACAGAACAAUGGAACGAAUAUCGUUCCAUCCUGAUGGACGUGAAUUGGCACGAUCGAAUUGACUAUUUCGAUCCGAAUAAACCGUAUGUGGAAAUCGUCCUGAAAAAAAUAGAACACUUAUUUUCAGCUUCACUGGCUUUGAUGCUGAUGUGA